ACCACCGGGUCGCUCCAGAAGAUCGCGCGGUUUCCGUUCGAUUCGACCGGACACCGAUAGCCGGAGUUCGUGUUUACCACCCCGCGAUCAGUGAAUGUUCGUGUCUCGUGCUUGAACAAUCUCGACUGUCCACGGUCGUCCGUCACGUUUCCAGGAUUUCGACUGGAUUCAUACCUAACGCAACGGUUGCGUCCACGCCGGUUCGUCAGUGAAAAGUUUGUCUGCCUUUUAUUUCUGGAACACGUUUCGCUCUAUAUCGUCGCCCGGUGACACGUCGAUUCUUGGAACGAUCCUUGGGAUCGAUUUGUCCGUUGGAUUCGAUGUUUACGCGUCGGUGUCCAUCGAGAUCGUUUCUUGGGCAGAUUUCCCUGCGAUCGGCGCGAGAGAAACGCAGUCCUUUACGCUUGUCAUUGGGUCACCUUUGUCGUCCGCUGCUACGCAUGCCAGAAAUACAUCCACGAUCGUAACGCGUUACAUAAGGUCCCGUCGCGUAUCCUGUGACUCUGGUUGGAACUUCGUCCCGUUUGCUCUUUCCUACGGGACGUUAAAAUGGUAGAAGGACAGCUCGUUCGAGGAACGCAUGUUUUAAUCCUCGCCGUCGACCGUAAACGUCGAGCCACGCUGGAUCCAUCGUUGUUCGAUCACGUACAGCGACGUCCUGGACCUGCGUCGCGCUGUCUGGGGAGGACGUCAGUGGCGACGAUAAUGAUGCACGUCGUCUACCGCUGAGGGAUCGAGGCCUGCGUCAACAUUUAAGGGAGGAUGCCCGCCAAAAUGUUGGGAAACCACUGCCACCCGCAAUAAGACAAGUAAACCAAGAUCGUGGUGCACCAAACGCUGAUCAUGCGCUGCUGAGGUCGAUCUGCUAGGCACAGUCGACGCCGGGACGCUCGAGUUCAAAGGGGUUGUACGUUCCCUGCGAGCGUGGGUCGUGUUAUCUCCGCGAAAUAGAUGCCGGCGGUGGUUCCCGAGGGAAAAGUAAGAAAGUCGUCCAAUGACGUGCGUAUUAAAGUUUCAACGGGCAGACAUUAACUCCGUCUCGGGGAGCAGGGCCGGCCAAGGUCGCCGGGAAUAGAAGAUUCAUAUCCGCGGUUCUGCUCCUGACGGCGGACCAUGGUACAUUAUUUAACGAGAUGAUAACCAGCGGACAUUGAAGACCCAGCCAGGACAGAGAGAACACGUGUAUAUCUCGGACGUCAUGGAGGAACACGUCAACCAGGCUGGAAACUCGUCCGCGGAUGGUCUGGUCUUCACCGACGCCUCGAUCAUCCUCAGAGCUUUGGUCCUCGGUCUUCUGAUACUCGUCACAGUUGUCGGAAACCUGUUCGUGAUAGCGGCGAUCGUGUUGGAGCGGAAUUUGCAAUCGGUGGCGAAUUAUUUAAUCGUCAGCUUGGCUGUCGCCGAUCUUAUGGUUGCCUGUCUCGUCAUGCCUCUUGGAGCCGUUUAUGAGAUAAACUCCAGCUGGUCGCUCGGACCAGAGCUUUGCGACAUGUGGACCAGCAGCGACGUUCUCUGCUGCACCGCCUCGAUAUUGCAUCUGGUGGCUAUCGCGGUCGACAGAUAUUGGGCAGUCACCGAUCUCAAUUAUAUACAGGCGAGGAAUCCGAGGAGGAUCGGUAUCCUGAUCGUCACCGUCUGGCUGGUGUCCUUAGGAAUCUCGUUGGCACCCCAACUCGGCUGGAAAGAUCCUGAUUAUUUAGACCGUAUAGCCGACGGAACGUGUCUGGUGUCUCAGGAUCCUGCAUACCAGAUCUUCGCCACCUGCGCCACUUUCUAUCUGCCCCUGCUCGUCAUUCUAUUCCUGUACUGGAGGAUAUUCCAAGCUGCACGAAAGCGAAUCAGGAAGAGGCCAGGCACUAUCGUGCAACCACCCCGUGAAAGAAGAGGCAUCCUCAGACUCGUCACAAGAAGGUCGCGGUUCUCAGCAGAUUACACGCCAAGGGAGGAGUCAACGGCGUUCACCAUAACGAGAUCAACGCCAGACCACUCGUCGAUCUCGCCAGAGAAAUCGUCGUCGUACAACGGUGCGAAUACGACGCAGUCGGCCACGGUGACGCCGUCGACGGUGUCCACGACGACGACCACCACGGCGACCACCGUCACGCACCCAUCGAGCAGCCAUUCGACCUCCUCCACGAAGAGAACUCGCGAGACGAUCGAGUCGAAGCGCGAGAGGAAGGCAGCGAAGACGCUGGCGAUAAUAACCGGCGCGUUCGUCGCCUGUUGGCUGCCUUUCUUCUUGGUGGCGUUACUACGCGCCACGUGCGACGUAUGCGAGCCACCGGAGCUCAUGGCGAACUUCUUCCUGUGGCUGGGCUACUUCAAUAGCACCCUGAAUCCCGUGAUCUAUACAGUGUUCUCGCCAGAGUUCAGGCAAGCCUUCAAGAGGAUGCUCUGCGGUAGUUCCAGGAUAAUUCGCUAACAGUGGAUUUAAACUGUAUCGUUCUCGGUGCCAGGGAAUGUGUGUGCAUGAGACAAGGAGAGAGAGAGAGAGAGAGAGAGAGAGAGAGAGAGAGA
This is a messenger RNA of Hylaeus anthracinus, 2517 nucleotides long. RefSeq names its product 5-hydroxytryptamine receptor 2B-like (gene 5-HT1). NCBI's taxonomy places the organism in Eukaryota, Metazoa, Arthropoda, Insecta, Hymenoptera, Colletidae. The coding region runs from base 1199 to 2422 and encodes 407 amino acids. Gene Ontology annotation, biological process: adenylate cyclase-activating adrenergic receptor signaling pathway. Gene Ontology annotation, cellular component: membrane. The transcript has 10 exons. The record is from RefSeq and is a predicted model, not a curated record. Gene Ontology annotation, molecular function: G protein-coupled receptor activity.